This is a messenger RNA of Oppiella nova, 734 nucleotides long. NCBI's taxonomy places the organism in Eukaryota, Metazoa, Arthropoda, Arachnida, Sarcoptiformes, Oppiidae. The record is from the annotation of a GenBank genome assembly.
AACCACUAUAUUACCCCUAUAGGCUGUGCGCAAUACUCAUGUUACGGGACAAGUGGUGGCAAAUAUGAUCAAGGAUCUACAGGAUCUGAAAGGUCUAAAACUGAGUGACGUCCACAUACUGGGCCACUCAUUGGGCGCACACGUCGCAGGGUUUGCCGGCGAGGACUUGAAGGGACAGGUGGCCAGGAUUACCGGUUUGGACCCGGCUGGGCCCCUUUUUGAUGGAGCCACACAAAAACUUAAGCCAACCGAUGCGGUAUUCGUGGACUCCAUUCACUCGGACGCCGACCCCAUACUCAUCGGUCUGGGUAUCCACGAGAACUCGGGUCACGUGGACUUCUACCCCAAUGGUGGUCACACUCAGCCGGGUUGUAUACUGGACCCCAUUCCCUGCAAUCACUUGCGGGCCGUAGAGUUCUAUAUGUCCAGUUUGAAGGCCGAGAACCCCAAGGGGGUGGCCCUCCAGUGCGCCUCGUAUGACGACUAUAAGGCCGGCAAGUGUGCGGCAGUGGACGCCGCCUUGUCGGGCACCCUGGGCGAGGAUGCCAUUAAACUGAGCUCGUACAAAACCAAAACUGAGGGCACCAAGUUCUUUUUGAGAACCUACGCCGAGUACCCCUAUUUCGAGGGCUAGUCAAUAGAAAUAGUUGCACGAUUAGUUUUAUAUAAUAUAAUAACAGAUGAUUGUGUAUUGUAUGACAUAUUAAAUAAUAGAAAUUAUAUUUUGAAUGUAA